Messenger RNA from Cuscuta campestris, 1543 nucleotides. The record is from the annotation of a GenBank genome assembly. Lineage: Eukaryota; Viridiplantae; Streptophyta; Magnoliopsida; Solanales; Convolvulaceae.
AUCAAAUAGAUAAAAUAUACUCUCGGAAUAUACUAGCACAAAUUUUAAGGACCUCUUUUAAAUUUUGGAUGAUGUAGGUUUCGAGAAUUCUUUUGAAAAAUUCAGGAUACUCCAGAAUAUAUUUAAGAUAACAUUUGAGUUAUUAAUCAAAAUAUUUUUUGCCUGAAUUCAAACCAUAGGAAAACUCAACCGACCUGGCGGCGCGAAAAUGUAGAAAACUGAACAAAAUGGAGGUUUAGGAGGGAAUUGGGAACUCAGAUAGGGAUUUUCCCACGGCGGAAAUGGAGGUGUCGACCCUACCCAUAUCGGCGUCGCUAAGGGGGAAGUUGAUUUCCGCCGGCCACUCUUCUCUCUCCUCCCUAUUCUCCGUUUCUUCCUCGGACCUUGCUCGAGAUUUAAACAUUUCAGAGAAUGAGGCACUUGCUGUUUUCGAAGCUGCAUCUCAGAGAGCUGGACUAGGAAGAACAACUCGAAGUCAUGAUGUUGUCAGUGGAGCACGGAAUGCCUGGGAUAUGCUUCGUGAUGAGGAAGCUUGUGGCAGAAUCACUACAUGUUGUGCAGACCUAGAUCAUAUAUUGGGUGGGGGAAUAAGCUGUCAAGAAGUUACAGAAAUUGGCGGAGUGCCAGGAAUUGGUAAAACACAACUUGGGAUACAACUUGCAGUAAAUGUCCAGAUACCAGCUGAAUAUGGUGGACUUCAAGGAAAGGCAAUUUAUAUAGACACAGAAGGUAGCUUUAUGGUGGAGCGGGUUUUGCAAAUUGCAGAAGCUUGUGUUGAGGAUAUGCAAGAGUAUAGCGGUCUCUUACACAAGGAUAGACAAGCCUGUCCAGUGAAAAUACAGCCAAAAGAUUUCCUUAGUAAUAUAUUCUGUUUCCGUGUCUGCAGCUACACUGAGCAAAUUGCUGUCAUAAAUUACCUGGAUAAGUUUGUCUCAGAACAUAAAGAUGUGAAGUUGGUGGUUAUUGAUAGCAUAACUUUCCACUUUCGUCAAGAUUUUGUUGAUAUGGCUCUGAGAACUCGGCUUCUUGGUGGGUUGGCCUUAAAGCUGAUGAAGCUUGCAAAAAAGUGGAGUUUGGCUGUUGUUCUAUUGAAUCAAGUAACCACCAAGUGUUCUGAAGGUUCAUAUCGAUUAACUCUUGCCUUGGGUGAUAGCUGGUCGCAUGCUUGUACCAACAGAAUCAUUCUUUUUUGGAACGGGAAUGAAAGAAAUGCACACAUUGACAAGUCGCCCACUGUUCAAUCAGCACGUGCAUCAUAUGCCGUGACAGGAAGAGGCAUCCGAAACUCGGGUUCCAGCUGCAAACGAGUUAAAAUGAUGUAAGUGCAUAUUUAUCAUCUUAAUCUAUAACAGCAAAAAAAAACCCACUAAAAUCCCACAAUUUAGCGACACAUAUUGUCUUAGUUGUUAGACAUGGUGUUCUUGUGUUGCUUGAAAAGUACACAAAACUAUGGAGUAGCUACCACAUUGUUGGAAUGUUUAAUGCAUCUAUUUGUUCUUGUGGUUCUGAGUACUCCACUUCACAAUAUAUGGUCAUUACCUGG